Lentinula edodes (shiitake mushroom) is the source of this 784-nucleotide messenger RNA. RefSeq lists its product as uncharacterized. The record is from RefSeq and is a predicted model, not a curated record. The coding region runs from base 104 to 784 and encodes 226 amino acids. The transcript has 2 exons. NCBI's taxonomy places the organism in Eukaryota, Fungi, Basidiomycota, Agaricomycetes, Agaricales, Omphalotaceae.
AUAUCUGAAAGCGUCGUAAGAAGCCUCGUCCUCUCAAUUUCCAGCGAACCUUCAAUGACCAUGCAUCAUGAUCUAACUCAGUUACAUUACGCCGACUAGAAAGAUGAUUCUACUUAUUGUUUUACUGUCAGUCCCAGACCUUGCCGGACCCUUUGUUAAACGUUUCUCGCCUCGAUGUUGCCCCGAAUCACUACCCAAUCCUUCUUCGCUUCACUCUGCCUUUGGGUGGUUGCCUGUGGUUGCACUGGCAGUUUUUGCAUCACCUCUGCCAGCUCGUGGCAGUGCAGGAACUGCCCCUGCCCCGAUACGCGCUGAGCAUAUCCUGUCAUCAAUAGUCCAAGCAGAUCUUCGAGUCAUCUUAAUAUAUCAGGAUGAUCCGAAAGAGCAUGCAUUCUUGGCCAUCGAUAAUACAGCCGUUCAUGCUUGCGUCUCCAAAAUCCAGCUCAUGACAAGUGACACCAUUCUUAUUCCUGAGAAAACCUCCACGCUCCGAGUCCAGAACACCACGAAAGGUACCCUCAAAACAAUGCCAAUUGGUAAGGCAUCAUUCGUGAGUAGGGAACAUAAAGAGAAUGUCAUCAAUGAGAUGAUUAACGUGAAGAUGCCCCCUUUUAAUCAGAAAGGAACCUGUGUGGAUUAUAUCAGGAUAGUGCUGCAGAAAUUCAAGGACCGUGGAAUUAUCGUCGACUCGGUUCUGGAAAGCUACGAAACAAUCUACAAAGAGAGGUACCAAGCAGGAUACGAGCGGCUUGGGGUAGCACCUGGUGAGCGAACAAGGAGAUAA